AUGAACGAUGCCGACGUCGGGAAGCAGGUCCAGCAGAUGGUCCGGUUCAUCCUGCAGGAGGCCGACGAGAAAGCCAGCGAGAUCACGGUUGCCGCGGAGGAGGAGUUCAACAUCGAGAAGCUGCAGCUGGUGGAGUCCGAGAAGCGGAGGGUGAGGCAGGAGUACGAGCGCAAGGAGAAGCAGGUCGACGUCCGCAGGAAGAUCGAGUACUCGACGGAGCUGAACGCGGCGCGCAUCAAGCUACUGCAGGCGCAGGACGACGUGGUCACCGGCAUGAAGGAGAGCGCCGGCGACGCGCUGCUCCGCGUCACCAAGGACGCCAACACCUACAAGAGGAUCCUCAAGGGCCUCAUCGUGCAGAGCCUGCUCCGCCUGAGGGAGCCGUCGCUGGUGCUGCGGUGCCGGGAGGCGGACCGGAGCCUGGUGGAGGCCGUGCUGGAGGUGGCCAAGAAGGAGUACGCCGAGAAGGCCAAGGUCAACCUCCCCAAGGUCAUCAUCGACGGCAAGGUCUACCUCCCGCCGCACAGGAACAGCCGCGACGUGCACGCGCCGUCCUGCUCCGGCGGCGUGGUGCUGGCGUCGCAGGACGGCAAGAUCGUCUGCGAGAACACGCUGGACGCGAGGCUCAAUGUCUCCUUCAGGCAAAAGCUUCCUGAGAUCAGGAAGAAACUGUUCAGCAAGCAAGUAUCCUAAUAAGUUGUUUCUUUACUGAUCGAUUGUUUUCUAGAAUAAAUCAGAAGUGGUUCCUGAUAACUUGGAACUCCGUUGUUUCUUUGUCAGCGACUGAUCCUAUAGGAUACUUUCUUGUUUCUGGAGUACUGAGACGCAGUAUGU
This is a messenger RNA of Setaria italica (foxtail millet), 834 nucleotides long. Its product is annotated as V-type proton ATPase subunit E. NCBI's taxonomy places the organism in Eukaryota, Viridiplantae, Streptophyta, Magnoliopsida, Poales, Poaceae. Gene Ontology annotation, biological process: proton transmembrane transport. Gene Ontology annotation, cellular component: proton-transporting two-sector ATPase complex, catalytic domain. The transcript is spliced from 6 exons. The record is from RefSeq and is a predicted model, not a curated record. The coding region runs from base 1 to 693 and encodes 230 amino acids. Gene Ontology annotation, molecular function: proton-transporting ATPase activity, rotational mechanism.